AUGACCAGAAAGGCAGAAAGUGGAAUAGUCAACGUCUGGUCAAACAGGCGCGGCGCAGGUGCGAAGAACUGGAGGUUCACUGGCUUUUAUGGGCACCUGGAGACAUGUAAGAGGAAAGAUUCAUGGGAGUUACUUCGGAGGUUGAACUCACAAUUGGCACUCCCAUGGAUUUGUGCGAGGGAUUUUAAUGAAAUCUUGUUUGAUUUCGAAGAAAGUGGGUUGCGUGGGCGGGACAGAUAUCAAAUGGAGGCAUUCCGAAAGGUGUUGGGUGAUUGUAAUCUGUCUAAUAUGGGCUAUAUUGGGAAUUGUUUCACUUGGUGUAACAAUAGACGAAAUGCAGUGGUUAGAGAAAGUCUAGAUCGCUGGUUGGCUAAUGAUGAGUGGCAAGGUUUGUUCUCUCUUGCCAGUUGCUUUCACUUGACAUCAACAACCUCGGAUCAUGCGUCCAUUUUGGUGGAUUGUUUAGGAUCAAAGAGGACACCUUCAGCGGUUACUCAGCGAAACGAAAGGAUGUAUCAGUUUGAAGCUCUAUGGCUUCGAGACGAGCUAUGCGAGCAAGUGGUAACAAACACCUGGGAACGGGUAGGGGGAGAUGAUCCAGUUCUUAGGCUGCAAACGGCCAUAUCUCAGCGGGCAAGGACUAACUGGCUUUUGGAUGGAGAUCAGAACACGAAUUUUUUCCAUGCAACAGCCUCCCAAAGACAUCGGAAGAAACAUAUUGCUGGAAUUGAGGAUGGAAACGGGGGUUGGUUGACAGAACAAGGGGAUGUUGAAAAGGUUGCUGUGGAUUACUUCAAAGAUUUGUUUAGUUCCGCACAACCUGUUGGCAUUGAGGAAGUUUUGGAGGCUGUUCGGCCAAAGGUUACAGACGAGAUGAAUAUGGGCUUAACUAGAGUUUUCUCGGAAGAAGAAGUGAAGUGUACCCUUUUCCAGAUGCACCUUACAAAAGCAUCGGGCUCAUAUGGUAAACCUACAAUUUUUUCCCAAAAAUUUUGGAGUGUAGUAGGGAAGGACGUGCGUAGGGCUGUCCUAGGCAUUCUCAAUGGAGAUCAAGAUGUGGCAACAUUAAACGAAACCUUUGUUGUGCUUAUACCCAAGAUGAAAAGGAGUGGAAGGAAUAGCAAGAUGGCAUUGAAGAUUGAUAUGAGUAAGGCGUAUGAUAGAGUGGAGUGGGUAUUGUUGGAGAAUCUCAUGUUGAAACUUGGGUUUGAUCAGAAAUUUACAGCAUUGGUUUUAAGAUGGUUUUCUUCGGUAUCAUUCUCGGUGCUCAUCAAUGGAAUUCCAUCACAGAAGUUUGGGGCAACUAGAGGGCUGCGCCAAGGCGAUCCUAUUAGCCCUCAUCUUUCUAUCAUUUGUGCUGAGGCUUUCUCGGCUUUGCUGAGUAAUGCGGAGGCACAAAAUUUGAUUAAUGAUAUAGCUAUUUGUAGGGCGGGGCCAAGAUUAUCCAAUUUGUUUUUUGCCGAUGAUAGUUUACUAUUUACGUGUGCAAAUAUGGAGAAGGUGCAGGUGUUGACUCAUAUUUUCUACGAACAGGCAUCAGGGGAAAAAAUUAAUCUCGAUAAGUCUACCAUGUUUUUUAGCAAGAGUGUACACGAGGAUAGGCGUCUGGCUAUCAAAGCAUGCUUGGAUGUGGGGUCUAUGGCACUGAAUGGGUAA
Molecule: messenger RNA, 1656 nt
Organism: Camellia sinensis
Lineage: Eukaryota; Viridiplantae; Streptophyta; Magnoliopsida; Ericales; Theaceae
Source: RefSeq, a predicted model, not a curated record